CGUCAUUCCUUCUCGCCGUGUUCUUCACAACCGCAACAGCCCAAACCUUUCUCACCUCCUUCCUGCACGGUUCAGGCAUCUUAGCCUCCCUCGUACUUUCAGACUCCUCCGAAUCCUGCCCGGGAAUUCUAGUUCAGCUGACCGUGGGGGGUAAUGUUGAAAGUCCUCCUCUCUCUCUCAUGGUAGAGCGGCCCAGGAGCCCAGCAGCAGUGCCUGGAGGGGUGCAAGUGAAGAGCACAAAAAAGGCGGAACAACUUUUUCGUUUUGGCCCUGACUGGGAGAGCACUGCACCGACAGUAUACUCGGUGAACAGCUGCCAGCCUGGCGGCACCCUGCACCUGCCUUCUCUCGCCCGCCAGAAGGCCUACCUGUGGCCGGCAGAGAUGGAGUGGUGGAUCGUGGCUGAAGGGAAGAUGGCGGCGGCUCACAGGGACCCUGUGUGGGACGCCUCCCUUCCACCCCGAUUCCCUGCGCCGAAAUACGGCGCUGAGUUUGCAAGCGAUGGAGCGGUGUAUGGCGGGGCGUAUGUCAGCGAGCUACGGUGA
Messenger RNA from Closterium sp. Naga37s-1, 545 nucleotides. The record is from the annotation of a GenBank genome assembly. Lineage: Eukaryota; Viridiplantae; Streptophyta; Zygnematophyceae; Desmidiales; Closteriaceae.